AGAUGAGAUGAGAUGGCCAUAGGCUGAUAGAUAGCCAUGGCAUCAUCCAAAUACUCAUAAAAUUUAAAUAUAAAUUGAAAACCAGUCCCCUCCUUUUCACUUUUGCCUCUCUCUCCUAACAACUGCAGCUCCAGCAGCACAAUAAUGUCGUUAUAUAAACCCCAAUAAUUCAACUCCACAAGCUCCAGUCCACGUCGGCCUGCCUUUCAAAAUCAAACCCCAACCCCAACCCCAACCCCAUUUUCGAGAUAUUUGUUUUAGACAAGACGUGAAUCAAUUUGGCCUUUUCGAUGUAUGUGAGGAUGAUGGGAUUGAUUCUUGAUAUCCAUCAAAAUAACUUCUUCAAAGCACGUAUCAUCAUCGUCGUCGUCCUCGUACUCGAAAUCUCCUCUCUUCUCUUCUUGUUAACUACUCCUUCCUUCCUGCUACUUUCAUUCAUUUACAUCUACUCAUUCACUCACUCACUCACUGUAAUACUACUACCAGUAAUGCCUCACCCUUGUCGUUGAGCCACACCCCACCCCACGCCACCCCUCCCCUCCCCCGGCCCUUCCUACUCUCUACCACACCCUUGCCCUUGCCCUGCCAUGAAGUUUCUUCUCUCUGUCGUGCCUAGGAGCGACAAGAAGAUUUCUCUUCCUUCUCGGCCGGUCCAUCCCCAUGGAGAUUGCACGCCUCGCCUACUGCUCAACUCUCACCAACCCGCGCCCGGUAGCAAAGAUGAAUCCUUCUUUGAUUCACAACCUUGGUUGGAGUCCGACUGCGAGGAUGACUACUUGAGUGUUAAAGGAGAGUUCACCCCAUCGCGUGGAAGUACUCCGGUUCAUCAUAGCUUCUCUUUGGGAAAUGGAAAUGUGAAUCUAUUGGUAAACAAAGGAAUUGGAAAUCCGUCUCCGGAUAAAAGGAAAAGACUCUCGGAAUUGUUUGAGGAGAACGUCUUCCAUGGGGAAUUUGCUUCAGCAGACAACAAAGGUGAGUGUGAGAAUGAGGCGGGGGAGGAGGCUCCUGCAAGAGUGGUGCCUGAGCCCACCACCACCAUCACCACCACCACCACUGAUCCAGAUCUAGGCAAUCAAGAACCCAAAUCCACAUAUUGGGAGUCUCCUACUCCUACUCCUCCUCCUCCUACUACUACUACUACCACUACCCCCAAUAAUAAUAAUGAUAGGGCAGGGGCAGGGUACAAAACUGGGAAGGCGAAGAUGAAGGCACAGUGUUGCCUUCCCAGCUUGAGGCGGCUUCCCAUCAUCUCGAAAGAAAAGAAAAAGACCAAAAAGAGCCCAUUUUCCAGUCCCAAGCAGGACAAUCAUUGAGAGGCCCCCUCAUUUUUUGGUGAUUGAGUUGGUUGGUUGCGGACCGUUUGUUAUGCGUGUAGUGUAGUUCAGCAGCCAUCCCCAUCCCAGCUCCGGCUAUAUGCAUGCGGAUGAACCAACCCAACAUACUACUAGCAACUACUACUACUACUACUAAUACUAUAUAAUAUGCAUGUAUAUAUACAUAUAUAAGCUAUGGAUGAGGAAGAGAAGCCUGUCUCUACUUAAUUGCUGGUCUGGUUAGUGGCGCUUAAUUAAUGGAAUUAAGAAGAAUUUACUUGAUACAAAAAAAAACACAUUGACAGAAGAUGAAGAUGUAUGAUGGAGGAUGAGAGUAGCUAAUUAAUUAAUACUAGUAUAAUUAAGCCUAAUUGAUUAGGCACAGUGUGUGUUUCUUCUGUUCUUGUAUAACCUGGACAAUUGCUUGCUUGCAGGGGCGGCAUCAGAUCAGAGGAAUGUGAUCGUAGUAUAUAUGUAAUGUAUAUACAUACAUACAUGAGUAGUGGUUGGGUGCAGAUAGAUGGUGAUGCAUGCAUGGUCGAUAUUACGGGUUUAUCUGUCUGUCUAUCUGUCUUCUGGUGAUACCAACUACUUUUUAUACA
Andrographis paniculata is the source of this 1915-nucleotide messenger RNA. RefSeq lists its product as uncharacterized. Bases 588 to 1313 code for a protein of 241 amino acids. Lineage: Eukaryota; Viridiplantae; Streptophyta; Magnoliopsida; Lamiales; Acanthaceae. The transcript is spliced from 3 exons. The record is from RefSeq and is a predicted model, not a curated record.